CUACUACGACACAAGAUCUCAACACCCAACUACCGGUAGAUCUGGUAGCUCAAACACACAUGCCUCCUAAUCCGCACACAUUCGAUCCAUCGCAGUGGACCAACCCUGCGCUCGCCGCGCAGUAUUACGGAUACGUCCCACCCACUCCUCAGAAUCCCUUCUCAAACCACACCUCCUAUCAAAACAUGCAGUCAUCACCUCCUGUUUCCUUCGGCAACCCCAGCUACCAGGCACCACUCGACCCUGCAGCGCAGAUGCUUCAAAGCUGGUCAAUGGCACAGUCUGGUUACGGUUAUCCAGGACAGCAAUACCCUGUGCAGCAUGCCCCUUUCCAGCAGCCUGUUCUCGAACAGGCUCCUGUUCAGCAAGCUCCCUCUCGACCCCAGAAUGAUGUCAAGAAAGGCCCCGAAGCCGUCGAUGUGUACUCUGGUGAAUACGUCGACUUCAACAUGGAAGACGACCCCAGCGCGCAGCUCAUGUCAGAGCUGAAUCAAGACAUCCCCGAGACUGCCCGCUCUCCCACUCCACCAGCUCACCAGUCUCCUGAUGUAGGUGACCACAAGUAUCAGGGUGUGAACCAAGGCUGGGGCACUACUACAGUCGAGAGUAUUGAGCUUGGCCUGAGUGACUCAAUGUUCCCCAUCCCUCAGAACUCUCAGAGCAUUGAAUACGAGACAUUCAAAAGCUUUGAGAAUGAGCAUCACACCAGCGAGGCUGAGAAGGUUCAGGAGAACCAGCUUUCACAGCAGGUUGAUCAAGUUGUUGCUGGCUUGAACGACGAGGGAAUGUACACUGUUGACUUUGAGGACUCCGCUACCGAGAGAGAAGGCUCAACCCCUUUCAUCGGUAUGGAGCAGCCCCAAAACGCCACUCCUGAACCAGUCGAAAACUCCAGCCAUGCCCCUGAGACUGAUGUUGAAGAAGAAAACGUCAUGCAGGAUAACCCAUCCGAAGAACUUGACAUCGAAGACAAGGACGCCCAAGACGAUGUUUCCGAUCGCGAUUCGAAGGAGGACAAUUCUGACACAGAAAGUACCAUGGAUAGUGAUGUCGCUAAAGACGAGGAAACAGAUGUGGAUAUUUCUCACGCCGCAUCAUCCUCUGCUCAGGAGGUACAUGACUCUGGUGUCGAGGACUCUGAUGCUCAGAAUUUGCCUCAAGUUGAGUUCGAAGGCUACAUGCUUACCGAAAGCCGUCUCAAACCCGUCAAGAAACACAUCGCAAAGGAAGACAAGGAACUUCACCACAAGGCCUUUAAGCUGCAGCCACACAUUCUUCCCGCUCAUCGCUAUUGGGUCGCCAUACUCAUGCACAAGGUGCAGCCUCAGAAGGCCAAGGUCGAGAAGGACUUUGUCUGGCUCAAAGGAUCAAAGACCAUGUGGAACAAGUACCGUGAGGUGACCACCGAAGAACAGCACCAGAUUCUCUUCUGCGGCAGAGUUCCUAGUUUCGCCGACACGCUUGAGGAGUUGGACAGAUUCGGCGACAAGUUGAUCGUCUUCCGCGCUGCUAAGCAGGAGGUUAUUCUCAUUGAC
Aureobasidium uvarum is the source of this 1535-nucleotide messenger RNA. The record is from the annotation of a GenBank genome assembly. Lineage: Eukaryota; Fungi; Ascomycota; Dothideomycetes; Dothideales; Saccotheciaceae.